Messenger RNA from Gilbertella persicaria, 2083 nucleotides. RefSeq names its product NPL4 family-domain-containing protein. Gene Ontology annotation, molecular function: ubiquitin protein ligase binding; ubiquitin binding. Gene Ontology annotation, cellular component: nucleus. Gene Ontology annotation, biological process: ubiquitin-dependent protein catabolic process. The record is from RefSeq and is a predicted model, not a curated record. NCBI's taxonomy places the organism in Eukaryota, Fungi, Mucoromycota, Mucoromycetes, Mucorales, Choanephoraceae. The coding region runs from base 28 to 1845 and encodes 605 amino acids. The transcript has 8 exons.
AUAUCAUAGAGCUUUAAACAGAUAAACAUGUUGCUUCGCAUUCGUUCAAAAGAAGGUAUGAAUAGAGUCCAGGUUGAUGCUGGAGAAACAUUUGGUUCCUUGGCUUUCAAGGUUGCAGAGUUACUCAAGAUACAAGAUCCCUCUACUAUUGCUAUGGGUAAAGAACCCAAUCCAGCCAAUGCAGCCAGUAUCUUGCAGUUAGCAGACAAGGCCAUUGAAUCUGCUGGUUUAAGACAUGGUGAUAUUGUUUACGUGUCUUUUGUUGAUGCUCAAGAACAACAGCAGCAGCAGCAACAGCAACAACAAAAAGCAGCUCAGCAUGGAGUGAAGCAAGAUGCAGUGGAUGAUUACUUGGAAAAGCAAAGAGGUUUGAUUGAUCGUAAAAAGGACCCUAAAUUUUGUCGUCAUGGAAACAAUGCUAUGUGUGACUACUGUAUGCCAUUAGAGCCUUAUGAUGCUACUUAUUUGGAAGAAAACAAGAUCAAACAUAUGUCAUUUCAUGCUUAUUUACGACAACAUACAGCAGCACAACACUCCAAAAAUUCAGCUGCUCCUAGCAAUAACUUGCCUCCUUUAGAAGAACAAGAUUUCAGAGUUAAAAUACCUUGUUCUGGCGGCCAUGCUCCUUGGCCAGAAGGUAUCUGUACUAAAUGUCAACCUAGUGCUAUCACACUUCAGAGUCAAGCAUAUCGCAUGGUAGAUCAUGUCGAGUUCUCUGCUGCUUCUUUGAUUGAAUCCUUUUUGAACUAUUGGCGUUUAUCAGGUUCACAGCGAUUUGGUUACUUGUAUGGUCGCUAUGAGCCUUACCUUGAAGUGCCUUUGGGUAUCAAAGCUGUGGUUGAAGCCAUCUAUGAGCCUCCUCAACAAGACCAUUCAGACGGUAUUCAAUUAGCCGAUCCAUGGGCAGAAGAAGCCAGAAUCAAUGCAGUAGCAGAGGCAUGUGGAUUAGUCAAAGUAGGCAUGAUUUUCUCAGAUUUGAUGGAUGAUGGUACAGGCAGUGGUAGUGUCGUGCCAAAGCGACAUGUGAAUUCGUAUUUCUUGUCUUCACUUGAAUGUAUCUUUGCUGCUGAAAUGCAACGCCGUCAUCCAAAUGUAUGUAAGCAUUCAGUCAGUGGUAACUUUGGAUCCAAAUUUGUGACCUGCGUUGUCUCGGGCGAUGUUGAAGGCAAUAUUGAUGUUACUGCCUACCAAGUGUCUGACACAUUGACUGCCUUGAAUGAAGCAGGCAUUGUAGAAGCCAGUAGAAAACCAUCUGUCAUGCGUGUCAAGGAAAGUAUUCCUCAUGAACGCUAUGUGCCUGAAGUAUUUUACAAGUUUAAGAAUGAAUACAAUGUGCUGGUCAAACAAUCUGCAAAGCCUACUUUUCCUGUCGAAUACCUUUUAGUGAAUGUUACCCAUGGUUUCCCUCAAAAUCCUUCACCUUUAUUCAAUCCAGACUCUCGUUUCCCUGUAGAGAACAGAGAAGGUUUGGUGCAUCAAGAUAUAGGAGCACUUUCAAAGAUUAUUCAAUCAGCUCAAACACCUCAACAAUUAAAGACCAUGUUGGCAGAUUUCCAUGUCUUGUGCUUUAUUCAAUCGACAGAUACAUUGACUUCUGAAGAAUUUAAACAACUAUGUCAGUUAGUGACUCAACCUGAAGGUGACAUUGAACAAUUAAACCAGUUGAAUGGCUGGAACACCUUACAAAUGGUCUUGAAAGAAGCAGGAGGAAACGCAAGCGCUUCUGGACCCUCUUCUCAUGUGUCAGGCACAAACACUGCACCUAUCAGCUGUAGGCAUUGUACGUUUGCUAAUCCUCCAGGAAAUGAAAACUGUGAAAUGUGUGGUCUUCCACUUUCUGGAUAAAUAAAGUAUGCAUUUAUUGGCACGUUAGUUAUUUGUGUACUACUUGACUGUUUACGCUCUUGUCAAAAAAUAUAAUUAAGAGAAUACUUGUGAAAACCAAAAUGGUGUUCCAAUUUGAUUCUCGGCUUAUGUUUAUGUACUUCAUUUGACCAAGACAAAGAAAUAACUGCAUUCAAAAAUGGCUCAAUUGAAUAAAAUAAAUAAAAUAAAACGUGUGGCUUAAGCCCUUAUUCGUUAC